AUGGGCUGUGUCACAGCAUUGAUAAUACAAACACCGUCAUAUCACAUGACGACGACUAAUAAAACGCUUGCAGUAAAUAAACGACGCGAUUUUUUACGCAUUUAUGUUGUUGUUUAUUUACAAAGAAAGUACCCUGUUGUGGGAGCACCGAUGGAGAGCGCUCACAAAGGUCCUUUAGGUCUUGAGGCAGUAGGAAGCAAUGAUGAAAAGACAAACAAUGAACCGCAUGAUAGGAAAGUGAAUGAGAAGAGAAAGGAUGAAGAUGCAAGGAUAAGAUCGAAUAGCUUGUAUCCUAAGCUCUCGCAAUCGACAACGAUGGGAACACUUGAAAAAGUCCAUGAAUGGCUGUCUAAACUUGAAACAACCGCAUUAGACUUUGCAUCAGACGCACUUCUCAAGGACGCUAGCAUGAAUUCUAGCUCCCAAAGACUCAAGCGACUGUCGCGGCAGUCAGGCAACGAGGAAUAUCGUCGAUUUCAGAGGGUAAUUCAAGAUCAAAAAUGGAGGGCCAAGCGACGCCGUGGUGACUUGAAACGCUGA
Molecule: messenger RNA, 540 nt
Organism: Paraglomus brasilianum
Lineage: Eukaryota; Fungi; Glomeromycota; Glomeromycetes; Paraglomerales; Paraglomeraceae
Source: the annotation of a GenBank genome assembly